This is a messenger RNA of Saccostrea cuccullata (small rock oyster), 1663 nucleotides long. RefSeq names its product transcription activator BRG1-like. Gene Ontology annotation, cellular component: nucleus. Gene Ontology annotation, biological process: positive regulation of transcription by RNA polymerase II. The transcript is spliced from 12 exons. The record is from RefSeq and is a predicted model, not a curated record. NCBI's taxonomy places the organism in Eukaryota, Metazoa, Mollusca, Bivalvia, Ostreida, Ostreidae. Gene Ontology annotation, molecular function: DNA binding; transcription factor binding; ATP-dependent activity, acting on DNA. The annotation marks the transcript as partial.
GUUACAGAUACCUGCGUUUGGAUGGAACCACAAAGUCUGAGGAUCGUGGACAGCUGUUGGAACUCUUUAACCAAAAGGACUCCCCUUACUUUGUGUUCCUUCUCAGUACUAGAGCUGGAGGAUUGGGUCUCAAUCUCCAGGCUGCAGACACUGUCAUUAUUUAUGAUUCAGAUUGGAACCCCCAUCAGGAUCUUCAAGCCCAGGACAGAGCCCACAGAAUUGGUCAAAAGAAUGAGGUCCGGGUGCUGCGUCUGAUGACCGUGAACUCUGUGGAGGAGAAGAUCUUGGCUGCUGCCCGCUACAAACUGAACGUAGACGAGAAGGUGAUCCAGGCGGGUAUGUUUGACCAGAAGUCCAGGGGAUACGAGCGACAGCAGUUGUUACAGUCCAUUCUGGAGCAGGAAAAUGAGGAAGUGGAGGAAGAGGAUGAGGUUCCUGAUGAUGAGACUAUCAAUCAGAUGUUGGCAAGAACCGAGGAAGAAUUUGAUGUCUACCAGAAAAUGGACAUUGAGAGAAGAAGAGAGGAGGCCAGAAAUCCGAAUAGGAAGCCCAGACUGAUGGAGGAAGAUGAACUACCAACUUGGAUUCUUAAGGAUGAAAAAGAGGUGGAGAGGUUGACCUAUGAAGAAGAGGAAGAUAAGUUAUUUGGAAGAGGAUCAAGACAGAGAAAGGAAGUGGAUUAUUCUGACUCUCUCACAGAAAAACAGUGGAUCAAGGCCAUUGAAGAAGGUAAUUUGGAUGAGGUAGAACAGGUGAAGCAAAAGGUCAAGAAACCUAGAAAGAGGAAGGCUGACAAGGAAGAGGAAGUUAAACCAAAGAAGAGGCGAGGCCGUCCUCCAGUGGAGAAGUUACCCCCCAACCCACGCAAACUGACUUCUAUAAUGAAGAAAAUUCUGGAUGUCGUCUUGAACUACAAAGAUAGGGAUGACAGAGUUCUGAGUGAAGCCUUCUUCCAGUUGCCAUCAAAGAAAGACUUACCAGAGUAUUAUGAGAUCAUAGCAAAGCCUGUUGAUUUCAAGAAAAUCAAACAAAGAAUCCGGGAUCACAGAUACCGAAGUGUGGACGAUCUAGAGGCUGAUGUCAUGCUACUGUGUGAGAAUGCACAGUCUUAUAACAUUGAAGGAUCCCUGAUUUAUGAGGACUCCAUAGUUCUAAAGUCGGUGUUUACGAGUGCUAGGGAAAGAUUGGAGAAGGAAGGGGUGACCUACUCAGAUGAUAACAGCAGCAGUAAUGAGGAAGAAGAGGGGGAGGAGGAGGAAGGAAAAGAAGAGGAGGAAGAAGAAGAGGAGGAUGAGGAAGGACAUUCCUCUAGCAAGAAACACAAGAGAGAUAGGAGCAAAAAGAAGAAGGAAAAGGCAGAAAGUUCUAAAAAGAGAAAGUCAAGGGCUAAGGCCAAGCCUGUGAUCAGUGAUGAAGAUGAUGAAACGGAUGAGGACUUUGAAUGAGUGAAGGUGAAUGACCCAUCAUCAGCAAGAAGAUAGUGAACACCCAGCUUCUGAAUUGUUAUGGAUUCAUUUGGUAUAUAGUGCAGACAGGCAGAACUUUGUUUUCAAAAAAAAAAUAUUGUACAGUUGUGUUCAGUGUAAUCAAAUGCCAUUAAUGUAGUGAUAGUUGUUAUUGAUUCAGUGCAAUGAUUCUGUAAAUAAAGUGUAGUGUAUACAAA